This is a messenger RNA of Frankliniella occidentalis (western flower thrips), 1444 nucleotides long. RefSeq lists its product as uncharacterized. Gene Ontology annotation, biological process: detection of chemical stimulus involved in sensory perception of smell; sensory perception of smell. The record is from RefSeq and is a predicted model, not a curated record. The coding region runs from base 1 to 1203 and encodes 400 amino acids. Gene Ontology annotation, cellular component: plasma membrane. Gene Ontology annotation, molecular function: odorant binding; olfactory receptor activity. Lineage: Eukaryota; Metazoa; Arthropoda; Insecta; Thysanoptera; Thripidae. The transcript has 8 exons.
AUGGUUCAAAUGAUAACAGUGCUGGAGGUGGUGGAGCGCUUCCUGAGACUUACGCUGUCCUGGCCCGUGGGCCGCGGCCGCCUCGCGACCCUCCUCGGCGUGCACGUGCUGCCCUACUUCUUCGGCGUGACGGUGGUGCUGCCGCUGGCCUGCCUCGGGCUGCACUCGAGCACCAUGCAGCGCGUGGACCUCGUGAGCGACGCCGCGGCCACGAGCCUGUGCUUCUUCAAGCUGCGCUGCAUGCAGAGCCACGCCCGCACGUUGCUGGCAGCGCGCCACCUCCUGGAGGACCACUUCACCGCCCUGGAGCUGCCCGUGCAGGCCGAGGCGGCGGCCGCCAACGCACACUGCGCGCGCCGCACCAACCGCCUGGCCAAGGGCUACGUGCUGGUGUACUCGUCGCUGUCCAUUAGCGGGAUGGCCAUCAUGGGCCUGUCCGUGCUGAGCGGCGACCCGCGCGACAGGAAGCUCACCACCAGGACGCCGGAGGCGGUGCUGCGCGAGGACUACCUCUUCUGGCCCUGCCUGCUGGGCAUCGGCGUCGAGCUGUACCUCUUCCCCAUAGCGACGGGAAUCUUCGACGCACUGUUCCUCACACUCUGCCUUCACAUAUCAUGCAAAUGCGACAUCCUCUGCCUUCUCCUUCGCCACUUUCGAAGUGGAAGAGAGGGAGCCCUUCGGGCGGUGGCCGACGUCCCCCCGAGCUCUGAGAGAGGAGCCGUCACGCGUGCGCAAGACUGCGUAGUGUACCAUCAACUCAUCAUCAGGUUACAUCACAUGACGGAAAGUAUUUUCUUUAGAGUGACGCUGCUCCAGACGAUAUACAUUCUGAUCGGGGUCGGGACACCCAUCUUGCGGAUCACCAAUGGGACCCUUAGCGACGAUCCAUACAAACUGACAUUCGCUUUGGCUUAUGCGUGCUGGAACAUUUGUCAGUUGCUCACAUUCUGCUGGUUCGGCGACAUAGUGGCAGAAAAGACGGCGAACCUGUCCGAGGAGGCGUCUGCAGCCUUCGAGCCGUCGCUGGGGACGCGCGGGCGCGGGGCCGGGGCGGACGGCGUCUGCCUGCACCUCAUGAUCCUCCGCGCGCAGCGGCCGCUGUACCUGACGGCCGGCCGCUUCAUCAACCUCACGCUCAGGCUCUGCCUAGACAUCAUGAAACGUUCCUACUCUCUGUACUCGGCUUUGAAUCGGUUGAAGUAGUGCAGUCAAGUCAGGACUAGGGUCUCCCGCCGAACAGAGAGCUCACUGUGCACUCGCCCACUGGAAACUGAAUUUAAUUUCUUUAGAACGACAGUGGAAACAAGCCCUAAAGUAUUUUGCUUUCAAGAUUCUUGAUUACUGCUGUCGUAUCUUGUCGGUCUAUCAAAGCCAAUCAAGGCCUUCCCCAAAUUAAUCCUUGUCUUGAUUGUGGUCAGCUAAGCAGAGUAAGGAUGAAAUGAAA